AUGACUACCACACGGGAGGACGUACUGCUCCAGAUGGGAGAAGUGCGGUUUAAGAAGGGUGACGGGACGCUUUACGUGAUGAACGAACGAAUCGCCUGGAUUGCUGAGCAUCGCGACACGGUUGCUGUAUCACACCGUUUUCAGGAUAUAAAAAUGCAAAAAAUUUCACCCGAAGGAAAGCCGAAGGUACAGCUGCAGGUCGUACUGCACGAUGGCAACAGCUCGACGUUUCACUUCGUCAACCGGCUCGGUCCCCAGGCACAGAUGGCCGACCGGGACAAGGUGAAGGAGCUGCUACAACAACUGCUGCCAAACUUUCGGCGCAAAAUCGACAAGGAGCUGGAGGAAAAGAACCGUAUCCUGACGGAAAACCCAUCGCUCUUGCAGCUGUACAAAGAUCUGGUCAUAACGCAGGUGUUGACGAGCGAAGAGUUCUGGGCACGGCACGCUAAGGACUACAUGAACAAGGAGCAAACGGUAAAGCAAGACAUUGGCGUGUCCGGUGCGUUCCUGGCGGACAUUAAGCCCCAAACGGAUGGGUGUAACGGGUUGCGCUACAAUUUAACGGCGGACAUUAUCGAAUGCAUCUUUAAAACGUAUCCGGCCGUGAAGCGGAAACACACCGAGCACGUGCCGGGAAAGAUGACGGAGGCGGAGUUUUGGACAAAAUUUUUCCAGUCACACUACUUCCACCGGGACCGCAUCGUGGCGGGCGGCACCAAAGACAUUUUCACCGAGUGCGGUAAGAUCGAUGAUCAGCAGCUGCGCCAGUCGGUGCAGGAGAAUCUCGGCGAUCCGUUGCUGGAUAUACGGGCGUUCGAAGACAAUACGCUUGAGGAUGGAUUUUGCAGUUCGGCCACUGCCAAGCAGCAGACAGUGAACAGCGGCAACAUCGUACAUCAGAGUAUGAUCAAGCGCUUUAACCAACAUUCGUUUUCCGUGCUGAAAACGUGCACGGAUGUGAAAACGCUGAACUGUGGCAUCGGUUCCAUACUGUCUGCAACGCCGGUUGUUACGGAUUCAGCCACCAACGGUAUGGCAGUUACUGCAAACGGGAAGGACAAAACGAACAGCAACUGUCAGCCGACAGAUGGCAGCAACAACAACAACAACACGGUGAACGGAUACAGCAAGAAAGAGAAAAGGUCGCACGAUCAGCACCACCUUGCCAAUGGGACCACCGCGGAACACAAGAGUAAUGGGACCAGCACGGGUGCGAACGGGGUGUUUGUUGAGCCAACGAUUAAGAAGGCUCGGAUACAGGCGAAAAUUACGUACGAUGAUCUGGAAGGUGAAGAGGAUGAGCGGACCCGCGUAAAGCAGUUGAAUUUGACCAAAAUAGAACGUUACCUACAUGGGCCUGUGCCGGCCGCAGGUGGUACUGGUAGUGGUCACGAUUCAUUACUGUCCACGCACCAGCGUGGUGAAGGAUCGGGAGGUUUGCAUGAUUUCGAAACGACCCAUGCAAUGAUCCUAGAGGCCGCCAAUGGAACGUGGAGCAAUCGGACACCUCAUAAGCUGUUGGUCAGUCCGGCCGCUGCGGUCAGUGCACUGGGUGAUCUCAGUCCGGGUGGUGCGCUCAUGAGAGGAUUCCAAGAACAAAGCCUUGCCCAACUAGUGCCUCCGGAUAUCGAGAAGGAAGUGCGAAACCUUUACCUAUCGUUGCUGGAAUUGCUAAAGGAGUUUUGGAAAUGUUUCCCACCAACUACGCCUCAGCUAGAGUCGGAAGCAACGCGCAUGCACGACAUAUUGCAACGCUUCGCGAUGGUCAAAUUGAAGCCCUUUGAGGAUCGUGCCAUGAGAGAACUGUUGCCAUUGGGAUCCUCGCUAACGCAGCAUUUGAAUCAACUGCUCCAGUCGGCCAACCGGAAGUAUGCGAUUUGGCAGGAUCGGCAUCGUCGUACGCACAGGUAGCACUGCUCUCCGAUGCUCCACUAGCGGGGCCA
This is a messenger RNA of Anopheles marshallii, 1946 nucleotides long. RefSeq names its product general transcription factor IIH subunit 1 (gene Tfb1). Gene Ontology annotation, cellular component: transcription factor TFIIH core complex; transcription factor TFIIH holo complex. Lineage: Eukaryota; Metazoa; Arthropoda; Insecta; Diptera; Culicidae. Bases 1 to 1914 code for a protein of 637 amino acids. The record is from RefSeq and is a predicted model, not a curated record. Gene Ontology annotation, biological process: nucleotide-excision repair; transcription by RNA polymerase I; transcription by RNA polymerase II. The transcript is spliced from 4 exons.